Molecule: messenger RNA, 2397 nt
Organism: Suillus clintonianus
Lineage: Eukaryota; Fungi; Basidiomycota; Agaricomycetes; Boletales; Suillaceae
Exons: 2
Coding region: 230-2317 (695 amino acids)
Source: RefSeq, a predicted model, not a curated record
GGCUCUGCAAGCACAGUGCGACCCUAGACAUCCUCCUCCAGGACUUCAUGAUCACUAAGUAAGUAGUAAGUCUCUAGAUCCGUUAAGUCUGUGCACUUGUCAGCCUCCUCAACCGGAGGGCUAAACGCCGGAGUCAGCCGUUCGCUCAGACAUGGACUCUGGUGUUCUUGCUAAUGUUGGUCCGUUUGCAUCGUUCUAAGUAUUGUCUGCUUUGCUUUUUUGGCUUCAAAUGUCUUCCGGGUCGCCCUCACGUAUCCCUCGUCCCUCAGGUCGUCCACCUUCCGGGCCAAGCUUGCCGUCCCCGCCGUCGCUUGAGAUCGCCACCGUCCUCGCUCAAGCAGGCCCGUUCGACGAUCUCAAGUCGCUCGUUCCAUCGUUCACAGUCAGCACAUCAGAUGACGAAGGUGACUUGGAGGACGUGCCGCCCUUCCCCAAGGAUCACCAGCCACCUAUCUUUAUCAUCCAGGGCCACCGUGCUCAAGUGCCAUUUGCUGUUCGUCCAGGCGUCAUCGCUCUCGGAGACAUACAUGCAGAUGAAUACACCGCUCGUAUCGUUCUCUCUGCGCCAACAAUACCGCGCAUGAACUUGGUCAUGAAGGAAGCGCUCUUCAUGAACACUUGGGUCGAGAGGCUAACUCCUCAGCGUCCCCCUAGGCACGUCCCCUGGACUAGCGAUAAUCCUGUUCCUAGGCGCAAUUGGAUUUCCGAAGGCUCCAUCUUUCCGGCCGAAACCAUGAAAUCGCAAAACGGGAAGAUACGACAAGCACGGGUAGAUCAGCGGAUCCUGAAUGGGCCUUCCAAAGAAACAGACCCUCAGUCUCCGCCCUGCACUGCAAGCAUAAUCCGAAACCAUAGGGAGACUGCUGUCAUUUCGAAGGAAAGCCCUGGGCGCCAGGCAGGGUAUAAUCGGUGGUCCGUUCACGUUCCGACGAGUGCUAUCAAGCGAGAAACAGCUUCAUCUGGACCAGGACCCAGUACACCCAUCCGCGGACAAAAGGGGACACGGGCACAGUGCUCCUCGGACAGUCCCGUUCUUGGAUCUUGUUCUGAUAAGACAAUAAAGCAACUGACAUCAACAUGCCGCAAGUCAUCUCGCGCGUUGCCACAACUCGGUUCUACUAUUAAUUCCCUAGCUAUUCGAAGAGGCAAGAAGGUGUCUGGUUUGCAACUCAAGGAAGUAGACAAUAUGGAUUAUCCUGAUAUUCCGACAGCCUUCCGCGGUUCUCCGACUGUUUGGUCUCCGAAAUUCGAUCCUGCCGUUCCCAGCCCCAAUGGCAAGCUUUUCACCGAUCACGGUAGCAUGCUAUCAAGCCUCAGAUCGCAAUAUGCUGCACUUACGAGUGGGAUCUCUACGCCUACGACGCACAAAAACAAGGAAUGGCAAGAUGCAUUUAUUGACUCGGACACGGACUCUGUAUCGUCGCCAUCAUCCUCCCGUGACGAUGAGUGGGCCUUUGAGAAUGACCUCGAUCUUGACCUUCAAGGCGCCGUCGACAAUGUGUCUCCUACUCCGACAUCUUCAUUCACGCCUAAGAUCGCACCAGAUAAGCCGAGGAUUUCUCUAAACUUUACUCCAGAUCGUUGUUCUACUCCAACUCGUUCUCCCACACUUCCUAGUCCGCAGUCAGCAAUCCCUGCCGUCAAGGUUUCUCUAGCGCCUCUGACUGGUCCACCACGCGUCCCUCUUCCGCCUCGUCCUGUUUUAAUUAGCCCUUCCACCCCUCCGCGGGUGAAAGGAAUUUUAAAGAAGGUCAAGAGCGUCCGCUUCGAGGAUAUCAGAGGCAGUCAAGAUGUGAGCCUACUCGUCGCGCCAGCACCAGAGUCUUCAACAGUAGCAAAGCGCCCUUCUCCUCUAAGGAACAGCUUCAUGGCCCCUAUCGAUGGCGCUGCACCGGCAGCAGACGCAACUAAGCCUGCGAAUACUCAACCAGGGACAGGACCUACCGCACUGCAGCCUAAGGCAGACCAGAAGCCUGCCAUCAAGAAGAAGCCACACAUGAUGAAGUCCAAGCUCGUUCCCAAGGGUACUAUACUCAGCUCUCAUCGCAUGUCUGAGGUGCCCAUUCUGAAAUUCGUCGACACCAAUGUCCGCCAGGAGGUCCCACCUGUACCCGAGCUCAACGCGCCGGCAACCUCUACUCCUGGCCGCCAUAACCGUGUCGCCAGUACAGAAAAGGAAACCGGGCAAACCGCCCUCGCUCGUGCACGCAAGCGAUGGUCGACGAUGAACGAGAACGAUCUUAGGAUGGGAGUCGAGGGUACUGCACCCAAGAGCCGUCUUACUACGCCUCUGCGGAACAUUUUCAAGUUCAAAUGAAUUUACAUAUACCUGUCGUUACUCUUACCCCCUACAUUCAUUAUUUCAUAGUAUCGCUCUUAAAUUAUGCUUGAACCCUU